AUGUCUCAGGGGGUAAAUACUACUUCGGAAGUCAACGGUAGUGAAGCUGCAUCUUCACCUAUACGUAUUCUUGAAAGCACCAAUUGCCCAGCUAGCCCUGGCACUACCACCAGCGCACAUCAGCCCCCUCGCGAUGAGAGACCUUUCAACUUCAUACCAUCCACUGCGAGUCAAGAAUGGACCCGUAGGAAGGUAUUUGAUGGCGAGACCAACGAUAUCCUUGAUCAACUGAUGGGAUAUGAAGGAUUGGAAGAGGUCAAGCAACAAUUUUUGGACAUCAAAUCUAAGGUUGAUGUCUGCAAAGAGCAAGGCCGAGAUCUGAAGUCGGAGCGUUUCAACAUUGUUUUCCAGGGGAACCCCGGAACGGGUAAAACUACAUUUGCCCGCUUAUAUGCCAAGUUUUUGUGUAGCUUGGGCAUUCUCGAGUCUGACUGCGUGAAAGAAACUACCGGCAUCGAUAUAGCGACCAAAGGCACUGCCGCAAUUAAGAGUAAGAUCAAAGGGAUGCUUCAUGGCUAUCGAAAUGAUCGUAUCGGCGGGGUUUUAUUUGUCGACGAAGCUUACCAACUGACUGCCCCAUACGCUGAUAGCGUUGGGAGGGCAGCUUUGGACAUAAUACUCACGAUGAUGGAGAACAACGUCGGCAAACUUGUUGUUAUAUUUGUCGGCUAUAAGGACGAGAUGGAAUCGUUCUUCGAGCACAAUCCAGGCUUGAGCAGCCGGAUCCCCUAUACAAUGAACUUCGCAGACUUCACCGACGGCGAACUCUGGAAGAUAUUAAGUGACAAUAUUACACGCGAAUACGGCGGAAAGAUGAAGGUCGAGGAUGGUAUGCAUGGGCUUUACAUGCGUAUUGCCAUCCGACGGCUUGCCCAAAACCGCGGCAACAGGAGCUUUGGUAACGCACGCGCUGUCCAGAACCUCUUAUCUAAGAUCGCGAAUCGACAGGCACAGCGUCUAAAGAGAGAGAGAAAAUACGGCGGGAGGCCAGACAUCUUCCUUUUUACGAAAGAAGAUUUGAUCGGCCCAGAUCCGGCCACUGCCAGUACAAGCAGCGAGGCAUGGAUGGAACUGCAAAGGCUCAUCGGACUCAAUCAGGUUAAGGAGUGUGUGCGAAGCAUGAUAAAGACGAUUCAACACAAUUACCUCCGCGAGUUAGCUGAGCGUCCUCCUCUAAAAUUCUCGCUAAACCAACUGUUUGUGGGAAAUCCUGGUACGGGAAAAACAACGGUAGCUAAGUUGUAUGGUCGAAUCCUAGCCGACUUGGGCUACCUCAGCAAAGGCGAUGUGGUUUUAAAGAACCCGGCUGACUUCAUCGGCGACUGUCUUGGAAAGUCCGAAGCGAAGACAAAGAAGAUUUUAGACUCCACCAUUGGUAAGAUCCUAGUAAUUGACGAAGCGUAUAUGCUUGACGCCGGCGAUCCCGGCAGAGAGCAGGACAAAUUCAAGACCGGGGUGAUCGAUACAUUGGUGUCAAUGGUCCAGGGAGUACCUGGAGAAGACCGGUGUAUCAUCCUCAUUGGAUAUGAAGACAAGAUCAAGGACAUGUUCCAGAACGUCAACCCAGGUCUGUCACGACGUUUCCCCAUCGAGCGACCUUUCCGUUUUGAGAACUUUGAUAUCUCACAGCUAGAACAGAUUCUACGGCUGAAAAUGGACCAGCAAGGGCUUGGUGCUACUGAUCAUGCUAUUGAGGUAGCUCUCGAGGUUCUUGAAAGGUCGCUGAUGCGUCCAAACUUCACGAACGCUGGCGAGAUAGAUAGCCUCCUUUCUAUGGCCAAGACGAAUUAUGAAAUGAGAUUAUCAGCAAUGACCAUAAUCAGUUUAGACACUGACAUAGAGAUUGAGGCAGCGGAUUUCGAUCCUGAUCAUGAUAGAGGAUCUAGAGUCGACUGCCGUAAAAUGAUGGAGGGCCUCGUCCAUAGCACCAUCACCGACAAAUUCGUCGGGUACCAAAAGCGAUGCCUUGGGGCAAGGAGGCAUGGAUUAGACCCGAGGGAGCAAGUCCCGACGAGCUUCAUAUUCAAAGGACCAUCAGGUACUGGAAAAACUAUUACCGCACAGAAGAUGGGAGAGCUUUUCUACAAUAUGGGGCUUUUAGCGACACCCCAAGUAAUCGAAUGCACCAUGGCCGAUCUCCUUGGUCAGUACGUUGGACAGACGGUGCCUAAGACACGAAAGAAGCUCCAGGAAGGUAUCGGGCGAGUUCUUUUCAUCGACGAGGCCCACAGACUUGUUCAAGGACAAUACGCGACCGAGGCAGUCGAUGAGUUGAUCCAGUUCCUUACCAGACCGUCGCUCAAGGGCAAGAUGAUCGUGAUCCUAGCCGGCUAUACGGCAGACAUGCAUAACCUCAUAUCGACUCGACCGGCUCUUGCGAGUCUCUUCCCAGAGGAGAUUACCUUUGAUAACAUCCCUCUCGAUGAUUGCAUCGCGUUGCUUGCCAAGGAGCUUGAAUUCAGCAAGUUCACAAGUGAAGCAGGAUUCCUCAAGAACCCGAGCUCGCCAGACUAUGGGAAAGUCAAGGGACUCUUCCGCGCUAUGCAAUCGAUUCCUAGCUGGAGUAAUGCCCGUGAUGCCCGAGUCAUCUCCGCAGCUUAUAUCACAGACUGUAUGUGGCAGAUGAUCACACAGCAGAAAGAGCGCUGUACCGCCACGACAUCAAAUGACAAGACGGCCUCACCACAGUCGCCGUCCACCAGGGGAAUGGACUCACACCCAAUGAUGUUUAAUCCGCAAUCAGCAACACCGCCUCCGGCUGCUUCUACCUCCUAUGCACCCAGAGCAGAAAGCAGCUUUUCUACCGCGAAUGAUAGCGCCUCGGUUAGAACCCAAGGUCAAGGUCUCAACAGCUUUUUAACGUCUCAAGCCACCGCCGUCCGCAAAGGAACGAAUGGACCACAAAACGACCGUAACACGCAAGGGCAGAAGGCGCCGAGUGAAGACAUACGUGAAGAGGGCGUGUCCGACGCCGUCUGGCAGGAACUUGCCAAGGCGAAGAGGAUCGAAAGCGCUCGACGCGUCCUACGCAAUACGGAAAUCAAACGACUAGAGCGCAGUUUGCGAGAGGCCGAAAAGAGCGGCGAUGUCUCAGCGUGCGAUGCGCUACGGAGCCAACUCUCGGCGACUCAGCAGCGCAUACGGGACGAGGAAAGGGUACAGCAGGUCUUACAUCAAAUGAAUGUCUGCGUCUAUGGAUUUUCUUGGAAUAAAGUUGCCGGUGGUUAUCGAUGCGAAGGUGGGAUGCAUUUUGUGACUGAUGAGGAUGUUCAGUCGAGAUUGAUAUAA
Messenger RNA from Daldinia childiae, 3288 nucleotides. RefSeq names its product Protein CbxX, plasmid. The coding region runs from base 1 to 3288 and encodes 1095 amino acids. Lineage: Eukaryota; Fungi; Ascomycota; Sordariomycetes; Xylariales; Hypoxylaceae. Gene Ontology annotation, molecular function: ATP binding; ATP hydrolysis activity. The record is from RefSeq and is a predicted model, not a curated record. The transcript has 6 exons.